UUGAUGGCCGGGAUGCAAGCAAGGCGUCGGUGUUGGGCGGUUGUCCCGGCAACGUCCCGCUUAUCGGCCGCCCUGUAGCGCCUCGAAUCAUCGCGCCAUCGCCUGUGCAGCCCGGACGCCAGCUCGGAUCCCUCUAGUCAAGGUUUGGCCUAGGCAGCGCAUGCUAGUCUAGCUGGCCGUCUUCGUUCCAUCCUGCCUGUAGAGCCUGCCGUCGCAGCCAUGUUACGCAGAGUCUCAGGCGUGUGCCCCUUCUGCCAGGUGCAGGCCCUUACACGACCACCGCCGCCGCCGCCGCCGCCAGCCCACCAAGUCCGCCUGUAUACCCAGCUCCAGCGCGAACGCGGGGAACGCCAUGGCGCAGCCUCUUCACGACCCCCGCGGCCCGUCCGCGGGCGUGACAAUCCCAGGCCGUCGCGGAUGAUCCUCUCUGAAGACGUCGCGCGCUCCGCAGACAGAGGGCCGGCGAGGAAGCCAGACGCCUUCGACUUCCUCAAUAGGACCGAAGCACCACGGGGCCUGCAACGCAUGCGAGAGCAGAGAGAAGCCCGUGGGAGUCGCCCGGCGACUGGCCGCGACGACGACAAGCGGCGGACGCGGGCAGAGCCCUUCCACGCCUUGAAGAUGCAGAGUUCGCUGCACCAGGUGCCCUACAACAACCGCACCGCCGUUAAGCGGCAGCUCGACGAGUACGACUCGUUCGACAAGUUCCCCCUCGCCGAGCCCAUCCUUCGUGCCGUCAACGAUGCACUGCCCGGCCUCGAGUACCGCAAUCCCACCCCCGCACAAGCCGUCGCCAUCCCCGCCCUCCUCGGCCUGCACAAGGCGGUGCGCGCAAAAGUAAAGUCCAAGAAGAGCGCGCCCGACUCCUUCCUCCUGGCAGCCGAGACGGGUUCGGGAAAGACGCUGGCAUACCUCCUGCCUACUCUGGACGCUAUCAAGGCGGAGGAGGUGCGCGAGAAGGAAGAGGCGGAGGAGCAGGCCCAAAGAGACGCCGACGAGGCGGCCUCCAACGAGCACGACAAGAGGACCGACAUGUUCGCUGCCGAGGAGCCUGAGAUCAACAAGGCUGUAGAUCCAGCACGACCGCGCGCCAUCAUCCUCGUCCCCUCCGCCGAACUCGUCGCUCAGGUCGGAGCCGUCGCAAAGUCGCUGUCCCACACAGUCAAGUUCCGUGCUGCGCCAAUCUCAGCCAAGAUGUCUGCCACGGUCAUCCGCAACCAGCUCUUCAACCCCAAUGGCGUCGACGUUGUCAUCAGCACACCCCCGCUCCUCGCCAGCAUCGCCGAAAGCAACCCAAACAUCCUCGCACGCGUCACGCAUCUCAUCUGCGACGAGGCAGACUCCCUUUUCGACCGCUCCUUCAAGCAAAGCACCACCGACAUCCUGGACCGCGCUACGCCUUCCCUCAAGAAGCUCGUCCUCUGCUCCGCUACCAUCCCAAAGUACCUCGACAAGUACCUCGCAGACAGGUUCCCCGACAUGCAGCGCCUCGUCACGCCCAACCUUCAUGCCAUCCCGCGAAGAGUACAGCUAGGUGUCGUAGACGUAAACAAAGACCCCUACCGCGGCAACAAGAUGCUGGCCUGCGCCGACACCAUAUGGCAGAUAGGCAAAGCAUCCGUCGACUACGACCCCAACGAAGGCAAACAAGUCAUUCCCACGAAGCGCGUCCUAGUCUUUGUCAACGAACGCGAAGACACGGAACAAGUAGCCCAGUACCUCGUCAAAAAGGGCAUCGAUGCCCUCGCCUUCCACCGCGACACCGAUCCUUCCCGCCAAGCCAAGGUCCUCAAGUCCUUCACCAACGACGCAUCUGCCAAGGAAGCCGAAGACAGCGAAGAGAACAAGGCGGAAUCGCCGAACAAGCGCACGCUCCCCAACACCAAGGUCAUCGUUACCACUGAUCUGGGCUCACGGGGUAUCGACACCGUUUCCGUUCGCCACGUCAUCCUCUACGACGUCCCACAUACUACCAUUGACUUUAUCCAUCGUCUGGGCCGGACUGGGCGAAUGGGGAGGCGAGGAAGGGGCAUCGUCUUGCUCGGACCCGGUGACCGAGCGGAUGUAGUCAGAGAGGUCAGGGAGGCCAUGUUUAGAGGUGAAGCUCUGAUUUAGAAAAGAUGGAGAUGCGUAACGACUUAAAAGCUUCGUGUACUAUAUAUUGUUUUCUACUGCGAGUAUUUGCAUCGCAAGAGUGCAUCUACGAUUGUCCACGAUAUGAUGAUGUCGAUGAAUGUACCAAUCCUUCCUCCAUCAGCCCCAAAUUCAGAAACACGUGCUGGUGAACUACAAUGAUGUCAAAGUGCGGCCCACUACGGUCGUUCCCACCAAAUAAUCGUUAUCAGCACGUCUAGCCGCAAAGCACUGACAACAACGUCCCACGCUAUUUCCGUCCUCGCUAACGCUUUCGGUCGGCGCCAUGGAUGAUGGUUUGCAAGCCCACUUGUGGCGUUUUUUGCUUCAACCCCGCCCGGAAGUGUUCCCGUACGGGGCUCCUUGUUUAUCUGCGACUAGUGCCUGCGGGGUUCAUCGUUGCAGAAUGGCCU
Messenger RNA from Alternaria rosae, 2546 nucleotides. RefSeq names its product P-loop containing nucleoside triphosphate hydrolase protein. The coding region runs from base 220 to 2115 and encodes 631 amino acids. The transcript has a single exon. NCBI's taxonomy places the organism in Eukaryota, Fungi, Ascomycota, Dothideomycetes, Pleosporales, Pleosporaceae. Gene Ontology annotation, molecular function: ATP binding; RNA helicase activity; nucleic acid binding. The record is from RefSeq and is a predicted model, not a curated record.